Molecule: messenger RNA, 875 nt
Organism: Folsomia candida
Lineage: Eukaryota; Metazoa; Arthropoda; Collembola; Entomobryomorpha; Isotomidae
Exons: 2
Coding region: 119-613 (164 amino acids)
Source: RefSeq, a predicted model, not a curated record
CAAGCGUUAUCCUGCUGCAAAGACGACGCUGUUUUCAUUAUCAUUCAUAAGACUGAAAUGUAAUACAGUUUCUCACUUCUUUAUUGCGUAGAAUAUUUAUGUAGAAAAACUGCAUGGCAUGAAUUCGGACACUCGUACCUUCAUUCGAGACUUGGUGUCCUACACGGCAUUAAUUUUACUCGCCUUGCUGGUAUUUGGCACAAUCUGGUAUUUGAGGGCAAAAUUCCGCAACCUUAUUCUAAAUGAAACUCGAGUAACGACGGCAGGACAACUUCUUCAACAGCUGGGUGAUCACCACUAUUUGAGAGCGUCGGGUGCCGGAAACCAACUCCAGCCACCGCUGCAAAUCUCCAGUUCCAUGAUGAUGACGAGGACGAGACGAGCCACGGUUCAAGGCGACCCCAUCUAUCACUCCCCCUUCGACACUGGAAAUAUGCAUUACUUUCCAUACAACACGAACGAUCCGCCCCCAUCCUACGCUUCGCUCUCCUUCGAUACACCCACCCCUCACAAGGAACGGCUUGCAGCCACCCCAGGUUUAGAAAUAAGACCUCCAUCAGUGAGACCUCCGUCGUACCGGUCAAUUUUCCUGGUCCAGCCCGUACAAAUCUGAUAUGAUAAAAAACUUGCCCUCAUUUAUCAUAACGAUUGGGUAAUAUUUUAUUACAAGUUCUAUAUCUUCUUCAUCAACUACAGUUCUAUAAAUAAAUUGUUGAACAGGUUCAGUCGUUAAUUUAGUAUAAAAGUAUCGUUAUUGUUGUGGUUUGGCAGAUGGUUAAGAUAUUUCACAAGUAGCACCUGCUGCUUCCAAUGCAGCUUUUAAUUUCUCAGCCUCGUCUUUACCAAUGUCGGCUUUGAUAACGCAAGGGGACGAC